This is a messenger RNA of Balearica regulorum gibbericeps (East African grey crowned-crane), 1071 nucleotides long. Lineage: Eukaryota; Metazoa; Chordata; Aves; Gruiformes; Gruidae. The record is from RefSeq and is a predicted model, not a curated record.
GGUUGUCGUCCAACCAUGCUGGUCCUCACUGUCUUUUUAACAUCUUCACCUUCGUCACCCUCUUGGGCAAAGCUCGUCGGCGCGUCUCCCCCUCCGACAUCCUUCUCCUCAACCUGACAGCCGCCGACCUUCUCCUCCUCCUCUUCCUCCCUUUCAAGAUGGCCGAAGCGGCUGUUUGGCCCUUACCGGCUGUCCUUUGCCCGGUGGCCAACUUCUGCUUCUACUCCAGCAUCUAUCUCAGCAGCCUCUUCUUGGCAGCCCUCAGCGUUGAGCGAUAUCUCGGCGUUGUCUUCCCCCUCCGGUACAAGGAUCGGAGAAGACCGAGGCGGGCGAUGGCCGCCAGCGUUGUCCUCUGGCUCUUGGCCUGUUCCCAUUGCUCCAUCGUCUUUGUGGCCCAGUAUCACGGUGGUAGGAACCAGACCACGGCCAACAGGUCCACGUUCAUCGGCUCUGAUGGUUCCGCAGUCAAUGGCCCCAAGACUUCCAAGCCCAACAUCUCCAAAAUCUCUACCCCCAACAGCGCCAACAUCCAGGACAUCUCCAGCCCUGCCAAUGUCUCCCAGACCUCCAACAUCCCCACUGCAUCACUUGGUGAUGGCUCCAACACCACCAACGCCUACAAGUGCUAUGACGACUUCUCCGAGGACCAGCUGAGCUUUGUCCUCCCGCUACGCCUGGAGCUCUUCCUCGUCCUCUUCCUCCUGCCCUUCGCCGUCACCAUCUUCUGCUACAUCAACUUCGUGCGGGCUCUCCUUGCCCGGCCAAAUAUCCCACUGGAGAAGAAGCAACGAGCUGUGGGUUUGGCCGUGGCCACCAUGGUCAACUUCGGUGUCUGCUUUGCGCCUUACAACAUCUCGCACGUGGUGGGCUUUGUGGAGAAACGGAGUCCAGACUGGAGGGUCUACGCUUUGCUCCUCACCAGCCUCAAUGCCGCUCUUGACCCUGUCAUCUUCUACUUCUCCUCCACGGCGGUGCAGAGGGCCAUGGCUGGGGUGGUGGUGGCUGUAUGGGACAAGCUGAGGGCUGUGCUGGGCUGCUGUUAUGGGGCAUGUUCUCCUGAGGUCUCCCAGG